This is a messenger RNA of Chrysochloris asiatica (Cape golden mole), 1214 nucleotides long. It is a transcript of the gene PHKG1, whose product is annotated as phosphorylase kinase, gamma 1 (muscle). The transcript has 9 exons. The coding region runs from base 10 to 1170 and encodes 386 amino acids. Lineage: Eukaryota; Metazoa; Chordata; Mammalia; Afrosoricida; Chrysochloridae. Gene Ontology annotation, cellular component: phosphorylase kinase complex. The record is from RefSeq and is a predicted model, not a curated record. Gene Ontology annotation, molecular function: calmodulin binding; phosphorylase kinase activity; ATP binding. Gene Ontology annotation, biological process: protein phosphorylation; glycogen biosynthetic process.
GAGCCAAGCAUGACCCGGGAAGAGGCCCUGCCAGACUCCCACUCUGCUCAGGGCUUCUACAAGAACUAUGAGCCCAAGGAGAUCCUGGGCAGAGGCGUGAGCAGUGUCGUCAGGCGCUGCAUCCACAAGCCCACAGGCCAGGAGUAUGCCGUGAAGAUCAUUGACAUCACCGGCGGAGGCAACAUCAGCUCUGAGGAAGUGCAGGAGCUGCGCAAGGCCACGCUGAAGGAGGUGGACAUCCUGCAGAAGGUCUCCGGCCACCCCAACAUCAUCCAGCUGAAGGACACUUACGAGACCAACACUUUCUUCUUCUUGGUGUUUGACUUGAUGAGGCAAGGGGAGCUCUUUGAUUACCUCACCGAGAAAGUCACCCUUAGUGAGAAGGAGACCAGGAAGAUCAUGCGGGCCCUGCUGGAGGUGAUCUGCGCCCUGCACAAGCUCAACAUCGUGCACCGGGACCUGAAACCUGAGAACAUUCUCUUAGACGACGACAGGAACAUCAAGCUCACAGACUUCGGCUUCUCCUGCCAGCUGCGGCCGGGAGAGAGGCUGCGAGAGGUCUGUGGAACGCCCAUUUACCUGGCCCCUGAGAUCAUCGCGUGCUCCAUGAACGAUGACCACCCAGGCUAUGGGAAGGAGGUGGACAUGUGGAGCACCGGCGUCAUCAUGUACACCCUGUUGGCCGGCUCUCCGCCCUUCUGGCACCGGAAGCAGAUGCUGAUGCUGAGGAUGAUCAUGAGCGGCAACUACCAGUUUGGCUCACCUGAAUGGGACGACUACUCGGACACGGUGAAGGACUUGAUCUCCCGCUUCCUGGUGGUGAGUCCCCAGAGCCGCUGCACCGCGGAGGAAGCCCUGGCUCACCCCUUCUUCCAGCAGUACGUGGUGGAGGAAGUGCGUCACUUCAGCCCCCGUGGCAAGUUCAAGGUGAUCGCGCUGACCGUGCUGGCCUCGGUGCGGAUCUAUUACCAAUACCGCCGUGUCAAGCCAGUGAGUCGGGACAUCGUCAUCCGCGACCCGUACGCGCUGCGGCCACUGCGCCGCCUCAUUGACGCCUGCGCCUUCCGCAUCUAUGGCCACUGGGUGAAGAAGGGGCAGCAGCAGAACCGCGCAGCGCUCUUCGAGAACACCCCCAAGGCCGUGCUGCUCUCCCUGGCUGAGGACUACUGAGGCCCGCGGGGUCCGGGAUAGAGCUAGGGGACUGCGCAGGGGGG